This is a messenger RNA of Pseudovirgaria hyperparasitica, 558 nucleotides long. RefSeq lists its product as uncharacterized. The record is from RefSeq and is a predicted model, not a curated record. Gene Ontology annotation, biological process: protein import into mitochondrial intermembrane space. The transcript has 4 exons. Gene Ontology annotation, molecular function: zinc ion binding. The coding region runs from base 157 to 525 and encodes 122 amino acids. Gene Ontology annotation, cellular component: mitochondrial intermembrane space. NCBI's taxonomy places the organism in Eukaryota, Fungi, Ascomycota, Dothideomycetes, Acrospermales, Acrospermaceae.
ACUUACCCCCCACCUCCCACCUCCCACUCCCCUACCUUAGUAAACUUGGCAGUUGUCAGUAAUUUUUGAGCUACUAAUUAUUAUCUGGGGGCCUGGAGUGCACACCGAUCCUGAUGUCUCAAACGCGUUGGCCAUAACGACACUCGAUUAUCCAGCAUGUGUAAACACGUUCUGAAUGCACAAGUUGCGAUUCGUUCGCCUUGCUGCCGUAAAUGGUUCGACUGCGCCGAAUGUCACCACGAAACACAAGACCAUGGUCUACUCCAAAGCUUCGAGAUGACAUUUGUGUGUAAAAAGUGCAAGAAAGCUUUCCGCAAGGACGCACGCGAGUUCGAAGACAGCGACGAAUACUGUCCUCAUUGCGAUAAUCACUUUGUCAUCGAUGCCCUCACCCCGAAACCGUCUCUUCAAGUCGAAGGCGAAGAUAUUCGGAAAGAUUCUAGAAUGAUCAAAGACGAACGAGUUCGACAAGAAGAACAUCGAACUAUAUUUGACGUGAAAGACGCUGCAAAUCGCCUAGGUUGAACACGUCACAGAGUAAUGAAUGGGGUUCUUCCA